GCCAACUGGGACUUUCGCGGUCCCCGGUUUUGGGGGGCCUCACCCGAGCGAUGCCUCGCUAUUGCGCAGCGAUAUGCUGUAAGAACCGUCGGGGACGAAACAGUAAGGACCGGAAGCUGAGUUUUUAUCCGUUUCCUCUACAUGACAAAGAAAGACUUGAAAAAUGGUUAAAGAAUAUGAAACGAGAUUCAUGGGUACCCAGUAAAUACCAGUUCCUGCGUAGUGACCAUUUUACUCCUGACUCUCUUGACAUCAGAUGGGGUAUUCGAUAUUUGAAACAAACUGCAAUUCCAACAAUAUUUUCUUUGCCUGAAGACAAUCAGGAAAAAGACCCUUCCAAAAAAAAAUCUCAGAAGAAAAAAUUAGAUGAGAAAGAAGUGUGCUUAAAAGCCAAGUCACAAGAAUCAUUUGCAUCAAGUGAGCUAAAGAAAAAUACAGUUAAUACAGAUGUCCUCCCUGAACACACAGAAUUACUUAAUUCAUCUACCUUGGUCAAGCUACCAGCUCCAAAACCAGAAAGUAUACAAAAUAACAUAUUAACUCUUAAUCUGGUUAAACAAGAUACUGGAAAACCAGUAUCUACCUUGGAAACAUCAGUUACCCAAGACAUAGAUAGAGGUGGUUUUCACACAUCUUUUGAGAAUCUAAAUUCUACAACUAUUACUUUGACAACUUCAAAUUCAGAAGAUGUUCAGCCGUCUUUGGAAACCCAAGAAGUGUUUGAAAUAACUACGAAUCACCUUGCUAACCCAAACUUUACAAAUAAUUCCAUGGAAAUUAAGUCAGCACAGGAAAGUCCAUUCUUACUCAGCACAAUUACUCAAACAGUUGAAGAAUUAAAUGCAAAUAAAGAAUCUGUUAUUGCCAUUUUUGUACCCACACAAAAUUCCAAACCAAUUAAUUCUUUUGUAUCUGCUGAGAAAGAAACCGUGGAAAUGGGAGAUCUAGGCGUUGAAGACUCCUUAUAUAAGGAUAUAGACUAUGAGACAGAAGUUUUACAAACUGAACAUUCUUACUGCAGACAAGAUAUAAAUAAGGAACAUCUCUGGCAGAAAGUCUCUAAACUACAUUCAAAAAUAACUCUUCUUGAGCUACAAGAACAACAAACUCUUGGAAGAUUGAAGUCUUUGGAAGCUCUUAUAAGGCAGUUAAAACAGGAACACUGGCUAUCUGAAGAAAAUGUCAAGAUUAUAGAAAAGCAUUUCACAACAUAUGAACUUACUAUGAUAUAGAGUGUAAAGAGGUUUUAAUGCUAUGACUUUUAUAAAGCUUUUUGCAGCCAAACCAACUUAUGUGUAAAGUGAACUUUUUUCCCUUAUAAAGUUCCAUCUUAA
Odobenus rosmarus divergens (Pacific walrus) is the source of this 1334-nucleotide messenger RNA. RefSeq names its product THAP domain containing 5 (gene THAP5). The record is from RefSeq and is a predicted model, not a curated record. Gene Ontology annotation, cellular component: nucleus. NCBI's taxonomy places the organism in Eukaryota, Metazoa, Chordata, Mammalia, Carnivora, Odobenidae. The coding region runs from base 51 to 1232 and encodes 393 amino acids. The transcript is spliced from 2 exons.